This is a messenger RNA of Vicia villosa (hairy vetch), 1602 nucleotides long. Its product is annotated as alpha/beta hydrolase domain-containing protein VTE7. Gene Ontology annotation, molecular function: catalytic activity. The record is from RefSeq and is a predicted model, not a curated record. The transcript has 11 exons. Lineage: Eukaryota; Viridiplantae; Streptophyta; Magnoliopsida; Fabales; Fabaceae. The coding region runs from base 472 to 1287 and encodes 271 amino acids.
AGAAGAUUGAGUGGCAGUUAUUUGCAUCGUUGUUAUUGCUAUUACCAGCUUAAUUCACUUCACAGAAAAAAAAAAAUGGUUGCAGUGUUUUCCCUCGCAAUCGCAUUGCCGAAAUUGAAGGUCGUAGCUGAAGCUGAAGUUGACGCAUUCCCUUCCUUUCUUCCCAAAGACGUCAACAGAAUCAAAGACCCGUUCGCUCGAACCCUCGCCACGCGGAUUCAAAGACUUCCCGUAUCCAAGACAAACAUGCAUAUGUGGAUUUGAUUGGGUUUUUCCCAGUGGUGGGACGGAGUACCGGAGGUUUUACUGUUGGACACAGAUAGCCCUCAAAGCCGCUUCAAGCUAAGUGGUCAAAUAUGAGAAAACUUGUUGCGACAAUCAACAUGCUUUUAACACUUUUGGUUUCUCAGCACCAGAGACCGUAGAUCGUUUACAUAGAGUCCAAAGGUAAAGUUCUCUGAAAACCCCAUCAUGAGUAGUUGUGUGAAGCCACUGAUUCAGACUAAGGCAAAUCCAGUUGUCCUUUUACACGGUUUCGACAGCUCAUGCUUAGAAUGGAGAUACACAUAUCCAUUGCUUGAGGAAGCCGGUCUUGAGACAUGGGCCAUUGACAUUCUCGGUUGGGGAUUUUCUGAUCUAGAGAAACUUCCUUCAUGCAAUGUGGUAUCAAAGCGUGAACACUUUUAUCAGUUUUGGAAGUCCUACAUCAAAAAGGCGAUGAUAUUGGUUGGUCCAAGCCUUGGUUCUGCGGUUGCCAUUGAUUUUGCAAUUAAUCAUCCAGAAGCUGUGGAAAAGCUUAUUUUAAUGGAUGCUAGUGUAUAUGCAGAAGGGACAGGAAACCUAGCAACCUUACCUCGAUCGGUAGCUUAUGCUGGGGUAUACUUGUUAAAGAGCAUCCCGUUACGCUUAUACGCAAACUAUUUGUCCUUCACAAAUAUAUCUUUCAGCACCGCCCUUGAUUGGACUAAUGUGGGCCGCUUGCAUUGUUUAUUGCCUUGGUGGGAGGAUGCCGCGGUUGAUUUUAUGACUAGUGGUGGCUACAAUGUUACUUCCCAGAUAAAAAUGGUAAAGCAGAAAACGCUCAUAAUUUGGGGGGAGAAUGACCGCAUUAUCAGCAAUAAACUCGCAGUGCAACUGCACUGUGAAUUACCCGAUGCUAUCAUACGCCAAAUACCCGAAUGUGGUCACAUUCCUCAUGUUGAAAGACCUGAUUCUGUUGCAAAACUCAUAACGGAAUUUGUUGAGACGGGUACCAGGGCAGUAAAUCAAUGUGCUCCAUCAUUAUGAAGGUUCAGACCUUUUGCCAUUCUAUAUCUAAUAUAGAAAGGACAGAAUUUUUGGCCUUUUUUCCAAAAGAAGGAGUCUCAGUAAUGGAGCUUUGAAUGGUUAUCAAUUUAGUGGGUGGGGCUUUUGGUAGUGGAAUCAAUGAAUUAUAUUGGACAACUUUUUUAAAGAGAUUAUAAUUUAUAAAUUUCAAUUUUUUGAAAUUGUAAAAUAAUUCACAUCAUAUUUGAUAAGUCUAUAUACUUGAAUAGACAUUCCCAAGCUUAUUUUUAAUCGAUUCUAACUAUGAAACACAGAUAUCAAAUAGACAUUGAAAAA